Molecule: messenger RNA, 1042 nt
Organism: Trichechus manatus latirostris (Florida manatee)
Lineage: Eukaryota; Metazoa; Chordata; Mammalia; Sirenia; Trichechidae
Gene: FGF1
Product: fibroblast growth factor 1
Exons: 4
Coding region: 393-857 (154 amino acids)
Biological process (GO): positive regulation of epithelial cell proliferation; wound healing; fibroblast growth factor receptor signaling pathway
Cellular component (GO): cytoplasm; nucleus
Molecular function (GO): growth factor activity; fibroblast growth factor receptor binding
Source: RefSeq, a predicted model, not a curated record
UGAGCCUCACUCUGCGACCUCCCUGCCCAGUUUCCCAAGGCUGGAGGCCAACCUGCUAUUAGGGUAGGUGUGGUGCCUGGGAUUUGCGCUCAGCCCUCCAUCUGGGGCUCCCUGAGCUCCAUUCGCACCAGAGAAGGAGCAGGAGAGCGAGGUCAAGUGCAUCCAACAGCCUCCUGGGGGUGGGGGUGGGGGGAUAAGGGCAUCGCCUCCUUUUCUUAAAGGAAACUCCCUCUGCUGGUGAAUGGAACUCCCUUCCUCCUGCCUGGGCCUGUCUGCAGCAGCCCUGGUAGGACAGCGUGGACAUUACCGCAGUGGCUGCUGCCCCAGAAAGAAAGCACCCAGAGCCAAAAGCAGAGAGUCUUGAGGCAGCCAUAACCAGGAGCUACUGAGCCAUGGCUGAAGGGGAAAUCACAACCUUCACAGCCCUGACCGAGAAGUUUAACCUGCCACCAGGGAAUUACAAGAAGCCCAAACUCCUCUACUGUAGCAAUGGGGGCCACUUCUUGAGGAUCCUUCCAGAUGGCACAGUGGAUGGCACCAGGGACAGGAGUGACCAGCACAUUCAGCUGCAGCUCAGUGCGGAAAGCGUGGGGGAGGUGUAUAUAAAGGGCACCGAGACUGGCCAGUACUUGGCCAUGGACACCGACGGGCUUUUAUACGGCUCAACACCAAAUGAGGAAUGUUUGUUUCUGGAAAGGCUGGAAGAAAACCAUUACAACACCUACAUAUCCAAGAAGCAUGCAGAGAAGAAUUGGUUCGUUGGUCUCAAGAAGAACGGAAGCUGCAAACGUGGUCCUCGGACUCACUAUGGCCAGAAAGCAAUCUUGUUUCUCCCCCUGCCAGUCUCCUCUGAUUAAAGAAAUCUAUUCAGGCUGCUGCCCACUCCAGAGGAGUCUCACGGGCCCUCAUCCUGCUGAUCCCUGGAAUGUUCCCCUUGACCACUGGCUGCACUAACCCUCGGCCACAGAGCCUGACUUUGUAAGCAGUGUACUCCUAAAUACCCAGCUCACUAUUUUGCAGAGUGCUUUACCCCAGUAGUGUU